This is a messenger RNA of Hippopotamus amphibius kiboko, 2674 nucleotides long. RefSeq names its product pyruvate dehydrogenase protein X component-like. The transcript has a single exon. Lineage: Eukaryota; Metazoa; Chordata; Mammalia; Artiodactyla; Hippopotamidae. The record is from RefSeq and is a predicted model, not a curated record. The coding region runs from base 1325 to 2641 and encodes 438 amino acids. Gene Ontology annotation, molecular function: acyltransferase activity. Gene Ontology annotation, cellular component: mitochondrion; pyruvate dehydrogenase complex. Gene Ontology annotation, biological process: pyruvate decarboxylation to acetyl-CoA.
GGCCUUUGUUCUUUAGCUUACAUGGCCUGUUUUGCCCAAGGCCUUUACCCCGGUCCUUUUCCAAAAUGGCUGUGCUGUUGUCUUCCUGUCUCAAGAUGACACCAGGUAGAAUGCCACCAUUUUGAUACAUUUCUCUAUAUUGACGGUAGGAUAAGUACUUAUCUAAAAUGGAGGUUGACAAAUUGUUUUUCUAUAAAGGCCCAUGUGGUAAAUAUUAUAGGCCCUGUGAGCCAAAAGGCAAAAUCCAGGCUGCUUAUAUAACAAGAAAAUAACUACUCCCUCCCACCCCUACCCCCACCCCCACCCCCCAUCUGCUGGGGGGUGGGCUGUACAGCUGCUUUGACUCCAGUUGCAUCAGCUGGAAUCGUCCACCUGACCAAGAGCAACUAGCCCUAGGCAGAGGGAGACCGGCCUGGCCAGGCAGGUUUGCAGCCACCACGGUGUAUUUCAGUCUGCCCCAGUGACCUGCAGGUCCGAGGGCAUCAUUCUCUGCUCUCAGAGAACCUGGCGGUUCCAUCUUUGUCUGCUGGCCCGAGGAGAGCUGAUUUGCCCAGCACCUGGCUCCCAGAUUGAGAUUCCACCAUUGGAUGCCUGCCAUCGGCCGGUAGCAGAGUCUAGGGUGUGUAGGUGGUAACGUUCAGGCCCUGAGCAGACCGCUGACCAGACAGGCAGGCAGACACUGGGAGCUCUGGGGAGAGCCGGAGUGGAAACCGAUGCCUGAGUGUGGUCCUGGCGGCCCACAGCCGUGCAGCAGCGCAGGGUGGGGAGGGGGCCGGCUGGCAUCUAGUACGUGGAGGCCAGAGGUGCGGCCAGACACCCUGUAGUGCUCAGGCCAGCCCCUCCCAGCACAGAAUCACCCCGCCCAAAACAUCAUCCCUGUGAGGUCGAGAAACCCUGACGCAGACGAAUAAAAAUUUGCACUAUAGUUCCUGAGGUACUUAAAAAAACAAAAACAAAAACCCUUAUUUUGAUCCUCAGGUGACUCAUUACUUCUUAAAUAGUAAUGGUAUCUUCUCCACUAGACUGUGAGGCUCAUUCCCCUUUGUUUUCUUCAUCUUUGUGUUCCCAUUUUGUAUCAUUCUGAAUCCACACACGCAUUUAUUAAUAAUAACAGUUAGAGCCCGGGAGAAGGCCCGGAGGACGGCGGCCUCCUGGAGGCUAGGCUGUGACCCGCGGCUGCUGCCUUGCCUUCUGGGCUUGGGCGGUGGCCGAAGCUCAGGGCUGGUUAAGGGGGCUGCUGGGUGGGUGGUCUGUCGGCCGUGCAGCUGGUCGGAGAUGGUUUCACAGCACACAGUGGCUGCGGGCUGAUCCUGUUAAGAUACUAAUGCCGUCACUGUCCCCUGCAAUGGAAGAAGGGAACAUUGUGAAAUGGCUGAAAAAGGAAGGUGAAGCUGUGAGUGCUGGAGAUGCCUUAUGUGAAAUAGAGACUGACAAGGCUGUGGUUACCUUAGAUGCAGGUGAUGAUGGCAUCUUGGCCAAAAUAGUGGUUACAGAAGGAUCUAAAAAUAUACGGCUAGGUUCACUAAUUGGUUUGCUAGUUGAAGAAGGAGAAGAUUGGAAACAUGUUGAAAUUCCCAAAGAUAUAGGUCCUCCAUCACCCGCUUCAAAACCAUCAGUGCCUUGCCCCUCACCAGAACCACAGAUUUCUACCCCUGUCAUAAAGGAACACACACCGGGAAAACUGCAGUUCUGUUUAAUUCCAGCUGCCCGCAAUAUUCUGGAAAAACACUCACUGGAUGCUAACCGGGGAACAGCCACAGGUCCUCGGGGGAUAUUCACUAAAGAGGAUGCUCUCAAACUGGUCCAGUUGAAACAGAUGGGCAAGAUCACAGAAUCCAGAGCCACUCCAGCCCUGCCAACCACUCCCACGGCGCCUUUGCCCCCACAGCCCGCAGCUGCACCCUCCUAUCCCCGGCCAGCAAUCCCUCCAGUAUCAACUCCUGGACAACCUAAUGUAGCGGGUACAUUCACUGAAAUCCCUGCUAGCAAUAUUAGAAGAGUUAUUGCCAAGAGGUUAACUGAAUCUAAAAGUACUGUACCUCAUGCAUACGCUGCUACUGACUGUGACCUGGGAGCUGUUUCAAAAGUUAGGCAAAAUCUGGUCAGAGAUAACGUUAAAAUAUCAGUAAACGAUUUUAUCAUCAAGGCAGCAGCUGUUACCCUUAAGCAAAUGCCGAGUGUUAAUGUAAGCUGGAAUGGAGAAGGCCCAAAGCAGCUGCCCUUUAUUGACAUUUCAGUGGCUGUGGCAACAGAUAAAGGUUUAAUUACACCAAUCCUAAAAGAUGCUGCUGCUAAGGGUCUACAGGAGAUUGCUGACUCUGUAAAGGCUCUGUCAAAGAAAGUGAGGGAUGGGAAAUUGUUACCUGAAGAAUACCAAGGAGGAUCUUUUAGUAUUUCCACCUUGGGGAUGUUUGGCAUCGAUGAAUUUACUGCAGUGAUCAACCCUCCUCAGGCCUGCAUUUUGGCUGUUGGGAGAUCCCGACCUGUGCUGAGGCUCACCCAGGAUGAAGAGGGGAAUGCCAGACUGCAGCAGCACCAGCUCAUCACGGUCACAAUGUCCAGUGACAGCCGAGCGGUAGAUGAUGAACUGGCUACCAGGUUUCUGCAACAUUUUAAAGCAAACCUAGAGAAUCCUACCUGACUUGCCUAAUCCUCAAAGAUAAGAAGUUGGUCU